AUGGCAAUACUUCUCUUGAGGUAUGAUGUAUCCCAGAGAUAUCAGGCAAGAUUGCUGCGUAUUCCAAUGGCAAAAAGAAAUGACAGGAGAGAGAUAAGUAAAGUUGAAACCAAGUGUAAAAAAGAAAAAGAUUCAGUUGGCUGGGGUCUCGGACCGAACCUUGCCCGAGCAAAAGGAAGGCGCCAAGAGUUGAAGGUGGAGAAAACUUCAUAUUGGAAUUCCAGGAUGUCAGAGGAGACACCCUUUCAAAAUAAUUUCGACGACCUCUUGCACAAGCCAACGAGCAAUACCAUAUCUGAAACGUUGAGCAACGUAGACGUUUCAAAUCCAUUUAAGGAUGCCAUCUCGCCUUUGUUCGCGCCG
Messenger RNA from Acaulospora morrowiae, 363 nucleotides. Lineage: Eukaryota; Fungi; Glomeromycota; Glomeromycetes; Diversisporales; Acaulosporaceae. The record is from the annotation of a GenBank genome assembly.